CCGGCGCUAGGGCUAGCGGGAUGAAACCUGCCGUGGUGAGGAUCAUCCGUCUGGGUCGGGUGCCGUAUGCCGAGCUACUGGCACUGCAGGAGCGCUGGCUGCGGCUGCUGCAGGCAGAGCCGGCCAAGGAGGCCCUGUCGAGGACUGAGGCGGGCGCGCUCCUGCUCUGCGAGCCCGCGGGGCCCGUGUACACUGCCGGCCUCCGCGGCGGCCUGACACCGGAGGAGGUGACGCGGCUGCGGGCCUUGGGCGCCGAGGUGCACGCCACAGGCCGCGGCGGUCUGGCCACCUUCCACGGUCCUGGCCAGCUCCUUUGCCAUCCAGUACUCGACCUGCGGCGCCUAGGCCUGCGCCUGCGCACCCACGUGGCGGCGCUGGAGGCGUGCGCCGUGCGUCUGUGUGAGCUCCAGGGCUUGCAGGGCGCCCGCGCACGGCCACCGCCUUACACCGGCGUCUGGCUGGGCGAGCAAAAGAUCUGCGCUAUUGGAGUCCGCUGUGGAAGGCACAUCACGUCCCACGGCCAGGCUCUGAACUGUUGUACAGACCUCACAUGGUUUGAGCACAUUGUGCCCUGCGGGCUGGUGGGGACAGGCGUCACUUCCCUGAGUAAGGAGCUCCAGAGGCACGUCACAGUGGAUGAAACUAUACCACCUUUCCUUGAGGCUUUUAAGGAAACCUACAAGUGCACCUUGAUCUCAGAGGACAGUUCCAGCUGAAGGAUGUUCAUGUUAUCACAGCUGGAAGGUGCUGCCUUGGAAAACACCAAGCCUGACUUGGAGUCACUGAAACCCAGAUUCUAGAUUUGGCCCUAUCAUUCACUCACCAUGAGACUAUGAGCAAAUCAGGAGCUCUUAGCCAUUGGUUUCAUAUGUAACCUGUUUUUUUUAUGCUUUCCCCACCUACCUCGUAGAAGUGAUAACAUGAAAAGUAACACAUGCUAUUUAAAUAUAAUGUUUUAGCACUACUAUUGGUGUCAUUUUCUAAGCUUAGGGUGUCAUUUCUCGAUUAUUUAUUACUUCCUCAAUGCUGUAUUUAAUUGGGCAAUUCUGGGGUUCCAGUUCCUUUGAUUUUGUAGGACUCGUGUCUCUGGAUGGCCCAGGUAAAGGUGAUGUGAUUGCAUUCUGCAAUAAAGGGAAAAUUUCUUUAAA
Molecule: messenger RNA, 1148 nt
Organism: Phyllostomus discolor (pale spear-nosed bat)
Lineage: Eukaryota; Metazoa; Chordata; Mammalia; Chiroptera; Phyllostomidae
Gene: LIPT2
Product: lipoyl(octanoyl) transferase 2
Exons: 2
Coding region: 21-716 (231 amino acids)
Biological process (GO): protein lipoylation
Cellular component (GO): mitochondrion
Molecular function (GO): lipoyl(octanoyl) transferase activity
Source: RefSeq, a predicted model, not a curated record